Molecule: messenger RNA, 3542 nt
Organism: Colias croceus (clouded yellow)
Lineage: Eukaryota; Metazoa; Arthropoda; Insecta; Lepidoptera; Pieridae
Gene: Inos
Product: inositol-3-phosphate synthase
Exons: 12
Coding region: 192-1808 (538 amino acids)
Biological process (GO): inositol biosynthetic process; phospholipid biosynthetic process
Cellular component (GO): cytoplasm
Molecular function (GO): inositol-3-phosphate synthase activity
Source: RefSeq, a predicted model, not a curated record
AGCAGUGGUUGACGUUUAUCAAAAGAAAUAUUGUCACACACAUCGCAUACUUUUAUGAAAUCAUAACUCAGAGGACCACUCUUCAGGGAUUUAUCUUCGUUCAAGUACAUUCAAAGUAAAUUUAAUUGUACUUUAAUUUAUUUGCUCAGUUUGUUUACUUACGAAAUAGUUUCCUUAUCUAAAUCGCCGUAAUGGACACAACCUCCAAUUUAGUUGUUUCUUCUCCAAAAAUUAAAUAUACUGAAGAUUAUAUUUAUGCAGAUUACGAUUAUGAAGAGACAUUGGUCACAAGAAACAAGAAUGAGCUUGUGGCAAGGCCGCUCCGUACCUCAAUGCAAAUACGAACCCAGAGGAAGGUAGGCAAGGUUGGUGUGAUGCUGGUGGGGUGGGGAGGUAAUAAUGGUUCCACCUUCACAGCAGCGGUGCUCGCCAACCGUCACCAGCUCUCAUGGAACACUAAGAACGGAAAAAUGGAUUCUAAUUGGUAUGGUUCGAUAACACAAGCAUCAACUGUUAGGCUCGGAAUUGACGAGAAGGGCAAUGAUGUCUAUGUUCCAAUGUCACAGCUGUUACCAAUGGUAAAUCCAGAUGAUAUUGUGAUCGAUGGCUGGGACAUCAGUCCGCUAAAUCUGGCCGACUCCAUGGUUCGAGCGAAGGUCAUCGACUUUGAUCUGCAGCAACAACUGAAGAAAGAGAUGUCCACUAUGAAGCCACGGCCUGCGAUCUAUGAUCCAGACUUCAUUGCCGCUAAUCAGGCUGAUCGCGCAACGAAUCUCAUCAGAGGCACUCGCUACGAGCAAUAUUUGCAAGUGCGAGCCGACAUCAAAGACUUCCGCGAUAAACACAAGCUGGACAGCAUCAUCGUGCUGUGGACAGCAAAUACUGAACGGUUCUGUGAAGUCAUCCCCGGAGUGCACGACACAGAUGAAAACUUGGAGAAGGCGCUAAGAGCUAACAACUCGGAAAUAUCGCCUUCCACCAUCUUUGCGUUGGCCGCCAUUGAUGAAGGAUGUUGCUACAUAAACGGUUCGCCACAAAACACGCUAGUCAACGGCGUGGUAGAGCGCGCAUCGCGUCUGGGCGUGGCGGUCGCGGGAGACGACUUCAAGUCGGGUCAGACCAAGCUCAAGUCGGUGCUCGUGGACUUUCUGGUGUCUGCCGGUCUAAAACCGGUGUCUAUCGUCAGCUACAAUCAUCUUGGUAAUAAUGAUGGCAAGAACCUCUCAGCGCCCAAGCAGUUCCGAUCCAAGGAGAUAACGAAGAGCAACGUGGUGGACGACAUGGUGGAGUCGAACCAGAUCCUGUACAAGCCGGGCGAGAAGCCCGACCACGUGGUCGUCAUCAAAUACGUGCCCUAUGUCGGUGACUCGAAGCGCGCAAUGGACGAGUACACGUCGGAGAUACUGUUACACGGCGCGAACACGAUCGCGGUGCACAACACGUGCGAGGACUCGCUGCUGGCCGCGCCGCUCAUGCUCGACCUGCUCGUGCUGGCCGACCUGCUGGCUCGGGUCAGCUUCCGGGAGGACCAUACUAAGGAGUGGAGCGGCAUGCACGCGGUGCUGUCCCCGCUGAGCUACCUGCUGAAGGCCCCGCUGGUGCCCGCCGGAGCGCCGGUCGUCAACGCGCUGUUCAAGCAGCGAGCCUGCCUCGACAACCUGCUGCGGGCCUGCCUCGCCCUGCCCCCGCUCGCCCACCUGCAGCUGGAGCACAAGGUACCAUUCCUGAUGUCGUCUCUCCGUUCGGGCGCCAUGUUCUCUCCGCCCAACAAGAAGCAAAAGCUUGCGCAUGAAAAUGGCGACCAAUAAACCUUCAUCUAUGAUCACCUGUCAUCAUCUAUUAUCACCUGUCAUCAUCUAUGAUCAUCUGACAUCAUCUAUGAUCAUCUAUCAUCUACCACUCUCUCCCCCUUAUAUACAUUUUGUGACCAUUUGUGAUAAAAUGAACCAUAGUGCCCAUUUGACGUGCCAUUUACCAUGUUUCAAUUCUGAUUUCUGAUUGACCUAUAUUGUUUGUUUUUGUAGUUUAGUAAAAUUUAUUUUGAAUAUUAUGAAGUAUUACAGUUUAGUAUUGUAUUAAAUUUAUGUUGUGAUUAUUUGCGAUUCUAUCAUAUACCAAAAAAAAAAAUUGUAAUAAAGUGUGUGUUUUAAGUAAAAUUAGAUCUAAAAGUAUUUAGAGGCUCGUUAUUUUUGUUUCUUUUUGUGUUGAAAUAUCACGAAAAGUUGAUUCGUUUUGAGUUUAUUCAUAAAACGGUAUUCUUACGAAAUAUUUCGCACAAAUUUUGUGUAAGUACUUAUUUUUUUAUUAAAUUUCGUUCUUUUUUAUAUUGUUAAAUUUCGUUGAAGUAUUAAAUAGGUAUAUUUCAGUAUUAUUUAUAGAUUAAGCAUUAUUUUUUUGCACAAUUUUCUGAGAAAAGUGUAAUAUUUUGUUCAAUGAUCUGUAUUUUUAAAUCUCAAAACAUACGUCGGAAUUGAUAAUAAGGGGGAUUGAAGCAAUUUAUUUUUUCGUUUAAUUAUCAUAUAAAAGUUAUAUUGUUCGUUACGUAAUACGUAUAUCAAAGAAGUAUUUAUGAAUAAGAAAUUAUCAUAUUUUUAUAAUUCCGAUUAGAUAUUAGAAAAAAUGAAUUUUGAUUAUUAUUUUAUCUUAGAGUGCAGUUUUGGCUGUGUUGCGUUUUUUUACCAUAAGUACGACCAUGUUACGUUUCGAGUUUGACUCGAUAAUAUUAUUUAUCUAUUCCAUUAUUCGCUUUUGAAGUGAACCUGAUUAUUGAAGAUUUUUAUGCGUGUGAGUUACUCCGUCCAUGUAAUUUUUUCCCAAUUAUUACUACAUUUCAUUUUGAGACUAUAGACUAAAUAUUUUUAUUGAAAUGGUUUGAGACUAUAGACUACAUAUUUUUAUUCAAAUAUGGUUUUUGUUCAAAAUCAGACUUUUACAAGAAAUCAAGAAUAAAAGGACGGAGUAAAGAUUGCAAGUAAAUAGACGUAUAAAGUUUCAAAAUGUGCGAGUGUCAAUUUUCAUUCCGUUUCGUUUACAUUUGAUAUGCGACUCGACUUCUAAUGUAAACUGAAUAAUGUAAAAAUUCUUAUAUCCUAUUGAUAUUUUGGAGUAUUUACAAAAAGUACGUAACUUUGGAAAACCUUGCGUGCGUGCGCGUAUUUGGAAAUAUUUACAUGUAAAAUUUUAAUAUUAUUUUUAGUGUUGCACUAUCUCGUUUAACGAUUUAAUUUUCCACUGAAUCUCUUGAGAAUCAUCAGUAUUAUACAAUGAUAUAUACAGUUUUAGUCCAAGUUAUUGUAAUAGUUGUGCCCAGUUGUGAUUGAUCGCAUUUAGAUUACUGCAUUGUGAUUUACGAACGUAAUUGUAAAACCAAAUACUUAAUAGUAUGAAUACGUAUAUUCUGUUAUUGCACUUAAUGUAUUUCGUAUAAUUGUAUAAGUAUUCGUUUUGUGUAGAUGAUAGUUCUUGUGUGUAGAUGUUCCUUUACAUAUGUUUAUUGUAUUCAUUUGUGCACUAUUCAAUAAAUUGAUUUUAUUAACACCAAA